AAAUUUUUCUUAAAUGCAGGCUAGGACAGAUCAGCAUCCUGGGAGACAAACUGGUCAAGAAGUGUCUGGGUUACAAUCUCCCAUGUGACUUGCUCUCACACUGGUGAAGAUCCGCUUCAGCAGUCUCUCAGCCCAGAAGGCGGGCAGUGGAACAGGAGCCAAUCGGCGUUGAGGGGCGGGCCGUAUGAACUGUCCAAUCAGGUGGCCCUGGCGGGAGGGCUCUGUUUCCUGGCGGCAAAACCACAGAUCCUGAGUUCAAUGCUGAGAGCUGCCGUACCCUGGUAGACCACCUUGCUUUAGGAUUUCUGUUGGCUGCAGACUGCGUGGGAAGGACCCGGGAGACCCUGUAGCCACGCAAUGGUGACGUUGUGGGACGGAAGGCAGUGACCUUUGAUGAUGUGGCUGUGAACUUCACCAUGGAGGAGUGGGCUUUGUUGGAUCCAUCCCAGAAGAAGCUCUACAGAGAUGUGAUGUGGGAAAACUUUAGAAAUGUGACUGCUAUAGGAAGACACUGGGAUGACCAACAAAUUGAAGAUCAGUACAAAAAUUACAGGAAAAAUCUAAGAGGUGCAGAGGUAGCUAAAUGCUGUCAAUAUAAGUUAUGGUAUCAACAUGGGGAGAGAGUUUUUAUGACUCCCAAUACGAAUGUGCACAUGAAACUGCUUAGUAUAAAACCACGUGAAAGCUUUGCAUAUAGAAAGCCUCUGAUUGGUCAUUCAUCACCAACUGUGCCCAUCGUACAUAACACUGUACUCAAAUCAUAUGAGCUCCACAAAUUUGAACAGAAGCUGUCUAACUGGCGCAGACAUGGGAAAACCUCCACUGACUUUCAGUCCUUUCAGAAACAUGCAGAGACAAAUCCUGAAGAAAAACUUUAUGAAUAUAAGAAGUGUGAAAUAUCCUACUUUAAGUGCACUGAAGGAAGUAAACUUGAAGAGAAAGCCUCUGUAUAUUAUCAAGAUGUGAGAGCCUUCAGUACACCCAACUAUGACAAAAUCCGGGAGAGAAAUCACAGUAGUGUGAAUACCUAUACAUGUAUAAAAUGGGGGGAAAGUUUGAAUUCUCACCAUGAUAUUCAGAAAUGUGAAAGAGCUCACACUGGAACAGACUCCUAUAUAUACAAACAUAGUUGGAAACAAUUAAAUAAUAAAGCUUUUGGUAAUCAUGGAAGAACUCACAUUGUGGGAAAACCCUAUACAUGUAAGCAAUGUGGGAAAGCUUUCAGCAAACAGAGUCAUUGUCAAAUACAUGAAAGGACUCACAAUGGGGGAAAACCCUAUGUAUGUAAGCAAUGUGGGAAAGCUUUCACCACAAACAGUUCUUAUCAAAUACAUGAAAGGAUACACACUGGGGAAAAACAUUAUAUAUGUAAGCAGUGUGGGAAAGCUUUCAGCACACACCGUUAUUGUCAAAGACAUGAACAAAUUCACACUAUGGAAAAACCCUAUGUAUGUAAGCAGUGUGGGAAAGCUUUCAGGAGACACAGUAAUUGUCAUUUGCAUGAAAGGACCCACACUGGAAAGAAACCCUUUGUAUGUAAGCAAUGUGGGAAAGCUUUCAGGGCACAUGGUGAUUAUCAGUCACAUGAAAGGACUCACACUGGGGAAAAACCCUUUGUAUGUAAGCAAUGUGGGAAAGCUUUCAGCACACGCAGUUACUGUCAAAGACAUGAACGAACUCAUACUGGGGAAAAACCCUAUGUAUGUAAGCACUGUGGGAAAGCUUUCAGCAGACAUGGUAAUUGUCAAUCACAUGAAAGGACUCACACAGGGGAAAAACCCUUUGUAUGUAAACAGUGUGGGAAAGCUUUCAGGACACAUGCUAACUGUCAGUCACAUGAAAGGACUCACACUGGAGAAAAACCCUUCGUAUGUAAGCAUUGUGAGAAAGCUUUCAGCACACACAGUUAUUGUCAAAGACAUGAACGAACUCACACUGGGGAGAAACCCUAUGUAUGUGAGCAAUGUGGGAAAGCUUUCAGGACACAUGGUAAUUAUCAGUCACAUGAAAGGACUCACACUGGGGAGAAACCAUUUGUAUGUAAGCAAUGUGGGAAAGCUUUCAGCACACGCAGUUACUGUCAAAGACAUGAACGAACUCAUACUGGGGAAAAACCCUAUGUAUGUAAGCACUGUGGGAAAGCUUUCAGCAGACAUGGUAAUUGUCAAUCACAUGAAAGGACUCACACAGGGGAAAAACCCUUUGUAUGUAAACAGUGUGGGAAAGCUUUCAGGACACAUGCUAACUGUCAGUCACAUGAAAGGACUCACACUGGAGAAAAACCCUUCGUAUGUAAGCAUUGUGAGAAAGCUUUCAGCACACACAGUUAUUGUCAAAGACAUGAACGAACUCACACUGGGGAGAAACCCUAUGUAUGUGAGCAAUGUGGGAAAGCUUUCAGGACACAUGGUAAUUAUCAGUCACAUGAAAGGACUCACACUGGGGAGAAACCAUUUGUAUGUAAGCAAUGUGGGAAAGCUUUCAGCACACGCAGUUACUGUCAAAGACAUGAACGAACUCAUACUGGGGAAAAACCCUAUGUAUGUAAGCAGUGUGGGAAAGCUUUCACCACACACAGUAAUUGUCAAAUACAUGAAAGGACCCACACUGGGGAGAAACCCUAUGUAUGUAAGCAGUGUGGGAAAGCUUUCACCACGCACAGUUCUUGUCAAAUACAUGAAAGGACCCACACUGGGGAGAAACCCUUUGUAUGCAAGCAGUGUGGGAAGGCUUUCUGGAGACAAAGUCAUUGUAAAACACAUGAAAGGACUCACACUGGGGAGAGACCCUAUGUAUGUACACAGUGUGGGAAAGCUUUCACCACACACAGUUCUUGUCAAAUACAUGAAAGGACCCACACUGGGGAGAAACCCUUUGUAUGCAAGCAGUGUGGGAAAGCUUUCAGGAGACAAAGUCAUUGUAAAACACAUGAAAGGACUCACACUGAGGAGAAACCCUAUAUUUGCAAGCAGUGUGGGAAAGCUUUCAGGACACGAAGUCAUUGCAAAACACAUGAAAGGACUCACACUGGGGAGAAACCCUAUGUAUGUAAGCAGUGUGGGAAAGCUUUCAGGACACAGAGUCAUUGUAAAACACAUGAAAGGACCCACACUGGGGAGAAGCCCUAUGUAUGUAAGCAAUGUGGGAAAGCCUUCACCACACACAAAAAUUGUCAAGGGCAUGAAAGGAUUCACAGUGUGGAAAUGCUAUGUAUGUAAACUAUGGAAAAGGCUUUCAGUUACUCUAGGAGCCAUUGAAGACUUAAAAACUAAGAGGGGAAAUUGACUUUGAAUAUAUAAAAUGACUUUCACUGACAUCAAAGGAUAGUGCAGAGGAGAUCUGUGUGCAAUAUAGCAGUCUCACUACACAGGUGUUAGUAUAUACCUGAAAGAAUUCAUAUAACAGAAUAUGAUUACAUAUGAACAAUGUUGGAAAUAUUUUAUUUUUCUCAAUGUAUUCAGAUUCAUGAAGUAUUCACAUGAGAGGCAAGUCAUAUAUGUGCAAUAAAUAUGGAAAUCCUUCCAUUUUUCCAAUUACCUUGAAAAUUAUGAAAGAACUCCCACUGAAAAGAAAGCCUAUGUAAACACUUAUGAAAGCUUUUUAUGAUUUUCAUAACAACAUGCACACAUUUCAAAUUAAAUUUAGUAUAAAUAUCAAAUGUGAGAGAGUUAAGAAUUACUGACAGAGACAUGUGUUAAGAAUGAGAUACACUGUUUCAAAGCACACACACAGGGACAAUCUUCCUCCAGUGUAUCUGUGGAGUAACACAUGGAUGUGGUUAAAAAGUUCAUAAUAAUGUUAGAUUUAGAAAAAGCACCAUGCAUUCGAGUCUUCAGUACAUGGCCUUUAAGGGACGUUUUACAUGCAAGCCUUAGUUGUAUGGGUAAAGUGCACUUUGUUUGUACAAUGAAAUUUUAUUGAAUUUUGAAAUACUUUUGUGACUUUGGAUUAACCAAGAGGUCAUUACAUGAAAUAUGCCUCGCAUAGACAAAGCUUGAUCAUGUUUGUUUUUAACAUAUAAAAUUGACAACUUGAAGCAGAGAAUUUAGUUAUAGUUGCCACAUGUGUGGGUGGGGAAGUUGAAAGAUGUCAAUGAGAAUGAGAAAAUGUAAUGUUUCUUCUGUAGAGUGCAAAGUGGCAUGUCCCAUACUGACUGCAGUUAAGGAUGCAGUGCCACAUAGCAUUAUAACUUGCUAAAAGUUGUUUUUGUUUCCUUCGUGUACCCGAAAGAUAAUUGUGUUAGGUGAUGCAAAUGCUAUCAGAAAGGAUGUGGCAAUUUCACAAUAUAAACAGUA
Molecule: messenger RNA, 4295 nt
Organism: Fukomys damarensis (Damara mole-rat)
Lineage: Eukaryota; Metazoa; Chordata; Mammalia; Rodentia; Bathyergidae
Product: zinc finger protein 709-like
Exons: 4
Coding region: 417-3218 (933 amino acids)
Biological process (GO): regulation of transcription by RNA polymerase II
Molecular function (GO): RNA polymerase II cis-regulatory region sequence-specific DNA binding; DNA-binding transcription factor activity
Source: RefSeq, a predicted model, not a curated record